Molecule: messenger RNA, 2678 nt
Organism: Salvia miltiorrhiza (redroot sage)
Lineage: Eukaryota; Viridiplantae; Streptophyta; Magnoliopsida; Lamiales; Lamiaceae
Product: mitogen-activated protein kinase 15
Exons: 10
Coding region: 525-2201 (558 amino acids)
Biological process (GO): intracellular signal transduction; protein phosphorylation
Cellular component (GO): cytoplasm; nucleus
Molecular function (GO): MAP kinase activity; ATP binding
Source: RefSeq, a predicted model, not a curated record
CCCAAAAAUUUGAAGCUGGAAACAGCACAACUCUCUCUCUCUCUCUCUCUAAAGAUCUGAAACUAUUCACAAAUCCACUUUUAACUUUGGAGACUCUCUCUCUAGCUUUCGCUUUGGGUAGUCAUCUUCCUCGCCCCAUUCUUCUUCUAUAUUUCGGCAUUAGAGAUCAUCGCCUAUUUUCUAGCAAAACUCCCAUUUUCCAGCUACAAAAUAUACUUAUUUUUUCAAAUACGGCGCCGCUCCUCUACAAAAAUCUUAGCUCCGCAUAACCCAUUAAAUAUUCCUUGGAUUAUCGACAAAAACUUGAACAACUCUUUUGAUUUCCAGUUAUAUUUACCAUUUUUAGUUGAAUAUAUACUACCUGAGACUUCCUUGGGUUUAUAUUUUAUUGAAGUCUCCUCAUUUUCCGAUCCAGAAAUAAACCUCGAACAGUUUGGAUUUUAGCGCUCAACAUUUCCUGGUUUCUUUGGAUCUAAUCUUGCUUCUCGUCGAUUUUGUUGUACUUGAUGAUUUUUGGCUAAAAUAUGCAACCUGAUCAGCGGAAAAAGACAGAUGUAGAUUUCUUCACAGAAUAUGGUGAAGGAAGCAGAUAUAAAAUCGAGGAGGUUAUUGGCAAAGGUAGCUAUGGUGUCGUCUGCUCUGCAUUUGAUACCCAUCUAGGAGAGAAAGUUGCCAUUAAGAAGAUAAAUGAUAUAUUCGAACAUGUCUCUGAUGCCACACGCAUCCUUCGGGAAAUUAAGCUUCUCAGGCUUCUUCGUCAUCCAGAUAUUGUGGAAAUCAAACAUAUUUUGCUGCCUCCUUCUAGGAGGGAAUUCAAGGACAUAUACGUAGUGUUUGAACUAAUGGAAUCAGAUCUCCAUCAGGUCAUUAAAGCAAACGAUGACUUGACUCCAGAACAUUACCAGUUUUUUCUUUAUCAGCUUCUUCGAGGCUUGAAAUACAUACAUACAGCUAAUGUGUUUCACCGAGACUUGAAGCCAAAGAAUAUCUUAGCCAAUGCUGACUGCAAACUGAAGAUUUGUGAUUUUGGUCUUGCAAGGGUGGCUUUCAAUGAUACUCCCACAGCAAUAUUUUGGACCGAUUAUGUUGCAACAAGGUGGUACAGAGCUCCCGAAUUGUGCGGGUCCUUUUUCUCUAAGUAUACUCCUGCAAUCGACAUUUGGAGUAUUGGUUGCAUAUUUGCGGAGCUUUUGACCGGAAAACCUUUAUUCCCCGGGAAGAACGUUGUUCACCAGUUAGAUCUCAUGACCGACCUUUUGGGAACCCCGCCUCCCGAAACCAUUGCAAGGAUAAGAAACGAAAAGGCUCGACGGUACUUAAGUAGCAUGAGGAAAAAGAAGCCAAUUCCUUUAUCCUACAAAUUUCCGAAUGCAGACCCCUUAGCACUUCGCUUGUUAGAAAGAAUGCUGGCUUUUGAUCCCAAGGACAGACCUUCUGCAGAAGAGGCUCUUGCAGAUCCAUACUUCCGUAACUUGGCUAGAGUUGAGAGAGAACCUUCUGCACAGCCGGUGACUAAAAUGGAAUUUGAAUUUGAAAGGCGAAGGAUUACGAAGGAGGAUGUUAGAGAAUUGAUAUAUAGAGAGAUUCUUGAAUACCACCCAAAGAUGUUGAAGGAAUUCUUAGAGGGAGCUGAACCUACAGGCUUUAUGUAUCCUAGCGCUGUCGACAAAUUCAAGAAGCAAUUUGCAUAUCUCGAGGAGCAUUACGGAAAUGGAACUGCCGGAAAUGGAGCUGCCGCUCCACCGGAGAGACAACACUCAUCAUCUUUGCCAAGGUGCAGGCCAUGUGUAUUAUAUUCUGACCACUCAAAUCCGACACCUGCUGAGCUUGCCAACGAUCUUUCCAAAUGUACCAUUAAAGAAGCUGAGACACGAUUUCCUGUCCAAGUCCCUCCUCAAAGUAUCCAAGCAGGGGCAGCUGCAAGACCUGGGAAGGUGAUCGGUUCAGUUCUGCGUUACAACAAUUGUGGAGCGACCGCAGCAUCAGCAGAGGCUACAGAACAGCGAAAAGUAGUUAGGAAUCCUGGUAUACCUGCUCAAUAUCUCGUCCCCAGCUCAUCUUACCCGAGGAAGCACCCGAGCUGUAAAAAUGAGAGGGGGGAGGAUGGCCCCGAAGGAUCCAACGGGAUGCAGCCCAAACCUGAUCUAUAUGUCGCUAGAAAAGUCGCUGCUCAAGGUGGAAACGGAAGCCACUGGUAUUGACCUUUCACGGCGUGACACCAACUGCUGAUGGACUGGUUCCACUGGCCAUCUUAGAGCUCGUCCAAGGUCAGUUAGUCAGUUGUAAAUCCAAUCUAUGUCGAAACUAUGCUAACUUCACUAGAUUGUUGUUUAACUUCCAAGUUGCUGAGGUAAACUAGAAAUGGCUGUAUAGUCGCAAUCGCCACUUCCAUGAAUACUUCUCCAUGUUCGUCGUCAUCGUCCCUUUCAGGAAUUCAGAUAGCAAGUGAGAGAUCUGCAGGGAGAGUUGGCAAGAAAGACUGUGUUUGUAAUUUUAAUAAGUGCUAUUCGCUAAUUCGACACUGAUUCAAGAACUCAGAGAGGGAAAAUAGCCUUUCAUGUUGAGGAAUAUCAGUGAUGUUUCUGUAUUAGCUGUUUCUUCUGGUUUAUUGCUGUAAAACUCACAGCUGAAAUACUGUUUAUUGCUUAACGUUUAAUAUAGUGAGUUAUUCCUAAUUA